Chrysemys picta bellii (western painted turtle) is the source of this 466-nucleotide messenger RNA. The record is from RefSeq and is a predicted model, not a curated record. Lineage: Eukaryota; Metazoa; Chordata; Testudines; Emydidae.
UAGGUCGGGGCACUGAGCCCCCCGCCCACUCCCCCGCGGCGCCCCCCGGGGCCUGCCCCGCCCCCCCCCGGCAGGAUGAUGUGCGAAGUGAUGCCCACCAUCAGCGAGGACAGCCGCCGGGGCUCGGCCUACGGGCCGGAGGACGCCAACUUCGAGCAGCUGAUGGUCAACAUGCUGACGGAGCGGGAGCGGCUGCUGGAGACGCUGCGGGACACGCAGGACAGCCUGGGCACGGCCCAGCUCCGGCUCCGCGAGCUGGCCCACGAGAAGGAGUCGCUGCAGAGACAGCUGAGCAUCGCCCUGCCCCAGGAGUUUGCGGCGCUGACCAAGGAGCUGAACGCCUGCCGGGAGCAGUUGCUGGAGCGGGAGGAGGAGAUUUUGGAGCUGAAAGCUGAGCGCAACAACACGCGGGUGAGGGGUCCCCCUGACCGGGGUCCGUCUGUCCGUCCCCGUGUGCCUUUCUGGA